AUGGGCAAUUCACGAGUGCUCCUCGUGGGCGGUGGUGGCAUCGGCACAAUAGCCGCGCUCAACCUCGAGCGAGGAGGCUUGGCGGAAGUCACUACCGUACUCCGUUCCAAUUUUGAACACGUGAGUCGCAAAGGGUUCUCGAUAAAGUCAUGCGAUCAUGGCAACUUGGAGAAUUGGCGGCCUACCCAAGUCCUAAACUCUGUCCCGAGCAUCUCGGACACGAGCCCUGCUGGAAGAUACGAUUACAUCAUCUGCUGCACCAAGAACGUCCCCGAUGCCGGCCCGAAACUUCCUGACAUCAUCGCUCCCGCCGUGUCUCCUGGUCACACCGUCAUCGUCUUGAUCCAGAACGGCCUCAACAUCCAGCUGCCCUUCUUCAGCCGGUUUCCCUCAAACACUGUUCUCUCGGGCGUAAGUCGCAUCGACGCCCAUGAAGUUUCUACAGGCGUCGUCGAACAGAAACAGCACGACCUGCUUCACGUCGGUGCUUUCCAAAACCCCAAACUUGACAGAGAGGAGCAGCACCGAACCGCGCAGCGCUUUGUGGGGAUCUACAGUUCGGGAGGCAAAACCACAUGUCUAUAUAAGCCGGAUGUUGAGUUCGAUCGGUGGAGUAAGCUGGUGUACAACGCCUCGUUCAACCCGAUUUGUGCUCUGACAGGCUUGAAUGCCAGCGAGCUGCAAAUGACAGGCAGGACGAUGGAUACGAUGGUCGUUCCGGCUAUGAGGGAAGUUCUCGCCGUGGCAGCAGCGGCAGGCCACGAUAUCUCCGAAGAUAUCAUAGAGAAGACUAUCAAGCUCAAUCCCAUCGAGGAGAAUAUCAAGCCCAGUAUGCAAGUCGACUUUGAGAAGGGAAACCUGAUUGAGCAUGAGAAUAUCCUUGGCGAGGUCGUCCGAGAAGGACAGAGACACAAAGUGCCUACGCCCAUCUUGAACGUCUUAUACGAGAUAUGUUGCGCGCACCAGUGGAGGUUCAAGAAGAGUAGGGGUCUGGUAUGA
Molecule: messenger RNA, 999 nt
Organism: Colletotrichum spaethianum
Lineage: Eukaryota; Fungi; Ascomycota; Sordariomycetes; Glomerellales; Glomerellaceae
Exons: 3
Coding region: 1-999 (332 amino acids)
Biological process (GO): pantothenate biosynthetic process
Cellular component (GO): cytoplasm
Molecular function (GO): 2-dehydropantoate 2-reductase activity
Source: RefSeq, a predicted model, not a curated record